GUACCUACCAGACUGCACAUUCCAGUAGGCAUUGCUCAGCCCCCCUGAGAGGCUCACCGGGUGUGCUCCCAGCGCCUACCCCAUCCCUGCGCACGCUGGAGAAGGAGAAAAUGCUCCUCCAGCAGCGCUGAUGUCUUGAGCAAUGACGUGAUUUGGAUCUAGGAGAAAGCUCUUAGCUUCCAGAAUGGAGGAAAACACUUCCAGUAGUGGAACAGAUUCCAUAACCAGUGGAGAGAUUCCACGGAGCAGGUCAGAGGGGACUUUGAUUGAUGUGGAUGACCAGACAUCCAUGAAGGUGAAGGCACCUUCAUCCAACUACAACAUCAAUGAAAAUAAGUUGGAUUUGGAUAUUGACUGGUCUGAUGUAUUCAAACAUGCCCAGGCUGUUUCCAAGACUAAUCCUUUCUGGAAUGAACUGUCAGCUUCCAACCCUUUUGUACACGACAUAGCUGCUUCAAAUAGAAAUGAGCAUAAUAAAUACCUUUCGAUCUUGAAAGAAAAACCCUCUUUGUUCCCUGCAGUUCCCAGCAACAGGGAUUCUUUGGCUUCCUCAGGUGAUGAGCUAGAUAUUGAUUGUCUUCUAAGAAGGACUUCAGCAAGAAGAUCUGGACGGUCAAAGAGCGUCUCUGACUUCUUGGAUAUUGUGGAUAACCAAAGAUUUAAUCCCUGCAAGACAGCACCUCAGAAGACUCUGGCUUCAGACAUGAGAUGGCUUCAGAACGACCGCAAGGCCUACAAGAGGGCUUGGCUGAGCCAUCGCCAGCUCACUCGCUCUUGCCUCGAUUUAGAAGCCAUGAGCCAUAGUCCGGGGUGGGCGCAGACGCAAGCCACAGACAUUCAUGUCGUUUGCAAACUGAGUCACGAAGGGGGUUCGGUGCAGCUACCUGACUCGGAUAUCAACGUUCACGUCCCCGUCGGUCAUGUGUCACCCGGGGAAUUCCAAGAAGUCGGUUUGAAGGCUAUCCUUAACCCUCCAUCACUGUUCAACAAUGAACUCUCUAGCACCAUAAGCCCUCUGAUAGAACUUACACUGAGCAACCUCAACACGAGGGAAGCCAUUUUCCUGGAGGUGAAGGUUGCUGCGAAAGUGAAGAAUGAUCCACUCAGCCAAGUGAUGAGCGAUAUUGUGUGUUUUUGUAGCCUCAACAAAGAAGGGCCUUUCAAGAAACUAGAGAAUUGUUACACUUACCAAGAUACCAUACAAGUGAAGCUAAGCGAACUCAGCCAUGUGAUGUAUGCAGUGAUUGCUGUACAAGCAAACAAAAUCCAGCCUCCAGCUACUAAUGUCUGGGACUACGUUCAUAGAACAGUCUCAGUUGGAAUUUAUGGUCCCAAAUACAUUCACCCUUCUUUUACAGCAGUUUUUGCAGUCUUUGGUCAUAACUACAUUCCAGGAAAACUCACAGUUUGCGAUAUCAAAAAAGGAGGGAAGAAUAUGCCUCCUGUUGUGUUUCAGCUGUGGGGAAAACACACAUUUCUGCUUGAAAAGCCACAAGAUCUAAACAUUUCUUUGGUCUCCUGUGAUCCAAAUUUUGAAGUGAAGAUGGAAGAUCAAAGCAAAAAUAUUAAAGGGGAGGAGCUGAAAACUGGUGAAAUGGUCCGCCAACAAUUCCUGUUCUCCAUGCUUGGAUGUAGGGAGAUGCAUUUCUUUGUCUUCCUUGUUCAGAUUAAAGUCUUAAAAAGCAGGCAAGUGACACAGUUCCAUGUCACAACUCCUGAUCCGGCUCCAAAGUUAAGCGGAAUUAUCAACAGGCCAAAGCGCUUACAGAACCGCAAAGAGAUUAACUCCGCACCUUUGCUUUUGAUACCAACAGUUAAAUAUCCCAAGUUUCAAGACAAGACUUUGAGUGUUAAUACAUAUGGAGUGGCCUUGAAAACUGUCUUACGUCAAAAUAAGAUUGACUAUUUGCUAGAGUAUUUUAAGGGGGACACCAUAGCGCUUCUUGGUGAAGACAAAGUCAAAGCCAUAGGACAAACUAAAAUAAAGGAGUGGUACGUGGGAGUUCUCAGAAGGAAGGUUGGCCUUGUGCAUUGCAAAAACAUUAAAGUGAUUUCCAAAGAGCAGGCUAUGGACACUGCUGACAGCGAGCUAACGACCAGGAAUCUCGUUGAACAGAUUGCAUUGCCAUUCAAAAAGCUGACUUACAUCUACUCGGUCGUUCUGUCUACAGUAUCAGAGAGCGUCUAUGACUGGAGAGCUUUGGCUGAGGUGCUGGGUUAUUCACAUAUGUGUCUGGAUGACUUUGAUGAGGCACAUGUUGAUAAGGAAUCGGAGAGAAUUGCACAUGUUGUGAAGAGGAUGAAGGAAGACUGCCAUGCUAACAAAAAGAAGAGGCUGUUUCUUUAUGAGCUCAUUGUUGCACUUUUGAAAAUAGAUUGCCAGGGAUUAGUGGCACGUCUCACCCAGGACACCAUCAUUUUGACUUCAGCUGUCAAGCUUGGCAGAUGCUGGCGGGAGCUUGCAGAGAAGCUAGCUCGACUCACAAAGCAGCAGAUUGAGGCUUACGAGGUGCCGCACCAAGGGAAAAACGGAACAGUAGCUCUGGAGAUGAUGUGGAAACCUGCAUAUGACUUUCUCUACACGUGGGCUGCUCAUUAUGGAGAUAGCUACAGGGAUGUUUUACAGGACCUGCAGUCAAGCUUGGAUAAAAUGAAGAACCCAGUAACAAAACAGUGGCGAGAGCUAACUGGGACUCUAAUCCUUGUGAACUGCAUGGAGGUGUUAAGGGCAAGUGCUUUCUCCAAAAUAGAGGAAAAAGAAUAGACUACCAGGAGAAGUCUGGAAAAACUGUUCAGAAAAGUGUGCUGCUGAUAGUUGUGUUCCAGUGAUGCUUGCAGAGCAGGACAGAAUGCAGUUUGUUUUACCUGAGUCGAUGCUGGGACUAGCCUUGUGACUGUCAGCUACAGAUUGCUAAAGGCUACUGAGAAAAUAAGAAUGGAUGGUUAAACUAAUGAGGUCAACAGCAAUGGCUUGAAUUCUAUGAGGCAGCUUCUAAAAGGAGCUGCUUCUAGUUGCAGUGCCUUCUAGUUUUAAAAAACAGAGCUAUGCAAAGAUGAGUUCAGCCUGUGGGCCGAGGUUGACAUUGUUUUCAGUGAGGUAUUAAAAUCUUAAGUAUUUAACAGAUUGUUUUAACUUGUGCCCAAGCCUCUCAGCCCCUAAGUGAAUGACAAAAACUUUAGGAUUUGUCCUCAACUGGGGCAAAAUUAAUUCUAUCUUCUCACAAACCAGGAAUUCAACAGGUACUUGCACCUGGAAAAAUAAGUGUGUGAUGCUUAGUCCUUCAAAACAACUUCUGGCGUCUUGGUGGUGGGGUUUGGGUUGUGUUUGUCUGUUUGCUUUUAAAUUCCAGCAAUUUUGUCUAGAAUCUGUUGAGUGGAAAUUUAGGAAGUCUUCCUGGUGUACACUUUUUGGUGUGCUCUGAUUAAUUUGCUUAUUCCUGCCCUGUUGUUAUUAAACAGGCCAAUGGGGAAGAAUGGCUUUGUAGGUACAUGGGUUGUAGACAGUUCAUAGUGGUUUCUCUUGAUCGUUUUCUUCUACCUUAUUUCUUCUUAUGAAGAAUAUGAAUAAUGAGUAUUAUUUUCUAAAAAAUAAGUUACCAGUGGGGUGCUGUUUAGCUUAUUUAUGUAGCAGUUAACUAUCAUUAAUCAUAUGUUUUAAAAGAACCCUCUUUAAAG
Molecule: messenger RNA, 3675 nt
Organism: Pogoniulus pusillus (Red-fronted tinkerbird)
Lineage: Eukaryota; Metazoa; Chordata; Aves; Piciformes; Lybiidae
Gene: MACC1
Product: MET transcriptional regulator MACC1
Exons: 5
Coding region: 185-2764 (859 amino acids)
Cellular component (GO): cytoplasm
Source: RefSeq, a predicted model, not a curated record